Exophiala aquamarina CBS 119918 is the source of this 768-nucleotide messenger RNA. RefSeq lists its product as uncharacterized. Gene Ontology annotation, molecular function: oxidoreductase activity. The record is from RefSeq and is a predicted model, not a curated record. The coding region runs from base 1 to 768 and encodes 255 amino acids. Lineage: Eukaryota; Fungi; Ascomycota; Eurotiomycetes; Chaetothyriales; Herpotrichiellaceae. The transcript has 2 exons.
AUGUCUUUACGCGGCAAAGUGAUCGCAAUUACCGGAGCUGCUUCGGGAAUUGGGUUGCAGCUGAGCAAGCUUUGUGCAUACAAGGGUGCCAAAUUGGCUCUUGCAGAUGUCCAAGAGGAGGCGCUGGAUGCCUUGGUUUCAGAAAUCAAGGCGAGUGGCAUUGAGGUAAUAGGUAGCCGAGUGAAUGUUGCUUCAAAUCAGGAGGUGGAUGAUUGGAUCAAUGCAACGGUCAAUCACUUUGGCACACUUGAUGGCGCUGCAAACCUUGCCGGCGUUGAAUCGGGUCCAAAGCAGCUGGCUGGGCCACUCGCAGAACUCGCGAAUGAGGACUGGGAUCACAUUCUGUCGAUCAAUCUCACCGGCUUGAUGUAUUGUGUUCGGGCUCAGAUCAGAGUUAUGCAGGCAGGGGCCUCGAUUGUGAACGCAGCCAGUAUUGCCGGUUUGAUGGGCCGUCCAGGAAUUUCCGCUUAUUCCGUGAGCAAACACGGGGUCGUUGGCUUGACAAAGACAGUUGCCAAAGAGGUUGGACCUAAAGGCAUUAGAGUAAAUGCAAUUGCUCCAGGACCCGUCGAGACACCGAUGCUUCAGAGGAUAUUCGAUGUCUCGGAGAAGAAGGACGCCCCGUUCACAAGUACAUAUGCAAAUAUGCCACUUAAGAGGAUGGGAAAGCCAGAGGAAAUCGCGCAACUUUGUACAUUUCUUCUCAGCGAUGAAUCGAGCUUUAUGACCGGAGUGGUCUGUCCCAUCGAUGGAGGGUUGAUGGCAUGA